This is a messenger RNA of Gryllus bimaculatus (two-spotted cricket), 1104 nucleotides long. The record is from the annotation of a GenBank genome assembly. NCBI's taxonomy places the organism in Eukaryota, Metazoa, Arthropoda, Insecta, Orthoptera, Gryllidae.
AUGACCGGUUAUGUCAAGUUAGAGGUUAUGUCGAUCUUGAUUGAACAAAUUAAGGAGGAUGUUACAAAGCAUCGAAUACUAGUCUUCAAAAAUCAAGGAGUUAUUUCGGGUGACAGGCAUGUGGAAAUAAGUAAAUGGUUUGGGGAAUUGGAGUCAACAUUUUAUAAGCAUCCAAGAUCACCGCACCCUGAUGUUUUCCGAGUUUCAAACGAUCCAAAAGAAGGCUGUACCGGUGUGGGACGAACUGGUUGGCAUAUUGAUGGAUCAUUUCAGCCAGCUCCUUUCUCUUACUCUCUAUACCACAUGGUAUCUAUUCCCAAACAAGGUAAUACUGCAUUUGCACCUCUGACAGAACUGAUUGAAGGACUUAGUCCAGACAAACGAGCAAGAUGGGUAAGACUUUGGAUGGUGAGUGACAGACGAUCAGGACCAAUUCAUCCUCUUAUAUACAGUCAUCCUGUUUCGGGGAAAAAGGUUCUUUGCUUUCAUCUUGGUAUGACUACUGACUUCAUCUGGGAUAAAGGAACCCCUCGUGAACGGAAUGCUUCCCAUGAAGAAUUUGAAGAAAUAAUUAGGGAAAUUCAUUAUGAAUUUGUUAAAGAUGGAGGGAAAAUCCAAUAUUCCCAUAAGUGGGAAGACGGAGAUUUCAUCAUAUCUGACAACUUAGCUGUUGGUCAUGAAGCAACUCCAGAAACUCAGUUUCCACGUGAAAAAGUUGGCCUUAGAGUACUUCAUCGCACCACCGUAAUGGGUUCAAAGCCCCCUGAGAAGUAAUUUUUGUAUUACUUGAAAAGUACAUUCCAUUAAUUAUAUUGUUUUUUGUGAAAAUUAUUUGAAGUGAAAUUAUCAUUUAUGUGAAAAUACAUAUGGAAUGGUAUGACUUGUAUUAAAAUAAUGUAGUUCUGAAUCAUUCAUAUAACUUUUAACCUCAAUGCUAAUGUUAAUAUAUUUAUUUUUAAAAAACCAUGUAUAUUUUGUAUAGAUCUACGAUUGUUAAAUAUGUUGUUUUACUCAACUGAAAUAAAUAAUACAUUGGGAUAUCCAAUUUUAAGGUAUAUUUCUAGUACACCUUAAAAUUGGACCUGGUGCUUCCUUGAGAGUUAA